Messenger RNA from Ipomoea nil (Japanese morning glory), 1350 nucleotides. RefSeq lists its product as uncharacterized. NCBI's taxonomy places the organism in Eukaryota, Viridiplantae, Streptophyta, Magnoliopsida, Solanales, Convolvulaceae. Gene Ontology annotation, molecular function: RNA-DNA hybrid ribonuclease activity; nucleic acid binding. The transcript is spliced from 2 exons. The record is from RefSeq and is a predicted model, not a curated record. The coding region runs from base 1 to 1350 and encodes 449 amino acids.
AUGCUGAUCACACUGGAAGGGUUUCGACUCUACUAUGCUCUAACUUACCUAUUUCAAACAUCCAACAAUGAGGCAGAAUACGAGGCAGUGCUGGGAGGUCUACGGUUCGCUAAAACGUUGGGAGUAGACCACUUACGAAUCAAGACGGAAUCGCGCCUUGUAGUAGAGCAAGUGUCCGGGACCUGCGAGGCUAAAAGCGCUCGGAUGGCGCAAUACAAGGAAAAAACUGUGGAAUUGCUGAAAGGAUUCGUCGCUCACGAGAUAGAGUACAUUUCCCGGGCUGACAACACCGAUGCCGACAUCCUAUCAAAGAUCGCCUUGGAGGGGGUGCCGGAUCAUCUUUUAAGGAUUUGUCAGAAGGAAGAACUGCUCCAACCUAGCAUCGAAGAAACGAUUGCAGAGAUUCAGCAGGUGACGACCCCGGAAUGGGACCGUGACGAGAACCCAGAGAUGUUUUGGGUAGAAGAUAUUCGGUGUUACAAGGAAGAAGAAAAGCUGCCAGCCGACCCUGUGGUCGCUGCCCGAGUUUGCCGUAAGGCUCCCUCAUUCGAAAUCAUAGAUGGACAGCUAUAUAAACGGUCGUUUGGGGGACCCCUCCUUAAAUGUCUACUCAGAACAGAGGCGAGAAAGAUAAUGGACGAGGCUCACGGUGGAAUAUGUGCGGCCCACCAGGGUGCCCACACCCUCGCCCGGAAGUUAGUCGUCCAAUGCUAUUAUUGGCCUACCAUGAUGAGAGAUUGUAUUGAGUGGAUAGCCAAAUGCGUAGUGUGCCAAGCAUUCACCCGGAAGGACACUCGGCUAGCCACCUUUUACACACCGGUUACCACGGCCAUCCCAUUCGCAAAAUGGGGAGUCGACCUACUGGGCCCUCUACCGAUCGCCCUGGGGCAUUUGAAAUUUUGUGUGGUGGCCAUUGACUACUUCACUAAGUGGAUCGAGGCAGAGCCUCUGGUAACCAUCACUGAGUAUCAAUGCCGGCGCUUUUUGUGGAAGAAGGCUAAUGGACAGGUUGAAAAUGUAAAUCGUACAAUCGUGGACGGUAUUCGCAAAAAGUUAGAAGACGUUGGAGGAAAUUGGGCCGAUGAGCUAGACCGGAUCCUGUGGGCGUAUCGAACUACUCAGAGGCGAGCAACCGGUGAAAGUUCGUUCUCCUUAGCAUACGGCUUCGAAGCUAAAGUACCCGUAGAAGUCGUCGAGCCUACCCUUAGGGUCCGUAACUAUACUGAUGAAGGAAACGAGGAAAGCCUCAGGAUCGAAAAGAAUUUCUUGGAGGAGCAAAGGGAAUCUGCGCAUGCUCGCAUGGUGGAAUACCAGCAGGUUGUCAAGAGGUAUCAGGACAAGAGAAUCUGA